Durusdinium trenchii is the source of this 1281-nucleotide messenger RNA. NCBI's taxonomy places the organism in Eukaryota, Dinophyceae, Suessiales, Symbiodiniaceae. The record is from the annotation of a GenBank genome assembly.
AUGACAAGUACGGGCGAGAAGUUUCCUAUUUUGAUUAUGGCCAACUCCUGGAGCGUCCCGCAGAUCGAGUAUGUGGUGCAAGCACAAGAGCUUGCUCGCGCUGGUUACAUCAUUUUGGAAUAUGAGACACGUGGUUGGUAUCGCUCCGGAGGGGAGAUCGACUGUGCUGGAGAAAAGGACCAACGAGACAUCUCGGAGGUAAUUUCCUAUACAUUGAAUCGCAGUGACUGGCAGCCAGACCCCGAACGCUUGGCCAUGGUUGGGAUCUCUUAUGGGGCAGGCCUAGCAUUGCUCGGUGCCGUUCGAGAUGUGCGGAUCAAAGCAGUGGUGGCCAUGAGUGGUUGGACAGACUUCCAAGAGGCGCUCUUCAAAGGAGGCAAUAUCUCCGGUUUUGCUGAAUUUGCUCAAAUACGCAGUGUGAACCUCUCGGCUUUGGAGGUGCAUUACAAAGGGCCCAAGCGCUUGCUGCUGAACCAGGGCAUUCACGCGAGUGCUGAGAUUCCAGGCCUUUUCGGUCUCAAAAACCAUGUAUGGGCGGAGGCUAAGAAAUGGCUUCAUACCUAUUUGAAGGGUGAAGCCUACCCAGCACCGCCACUCCUGGAAAUGCAACUGCGCUCAAACUGGGCAACGCGAGAGCAGUUUGACCUGUGGCCUAGUGCCCGUAUUGAAUACAGCACUCUUGUGCCUUCACCGCGAGGUACUGACUUGUACGGAGAACUAGCGACCAAAGCGUCGCCCUCAGAGCAAGUCUUUGACACAAUCACUUUCUCAAAGGCCACAGGCAUAUCAGCAGGCCUUCCUUAUGUUGGCGAGGCGAUGCAGGUUUUUGUUGACCAUCGCAUCCGCUCAAAGUUGCUUUCAAGCUCCAGGCAACAUGCAAUUUGGUAUUACAAGGAGGUUUCGGACACGAGACUCUGUGGAACUCCACGACUGACGUUGGAUCUCACAGCUUCACACUCCAAAUGGCAGAUUGUUGCCUACCUCUUUGGCGUGAACCGACGAACCAAAGUAGGCACCCUGAUCAGCCAUGGCUCCGUCACCUGCUGGAAUUGCACUGCUGGUGUGAGAGGCACUCAUCAUAUCACGCUUCGUUCCCUUUGUGAAGAUCUGGGUGGCUGGGGCAUGGGUGGUGUGGGGUUGGCACUCAACAUGUUCUCAGAGCUCUACCAGCCUGCCAACGCCGAGGAGAGCUUGGCUAUAAACCUGCACUAUUCCAGCAGCUUCUCCCUGGUGGUGCCCAUCACAGAGAAGGAUGCGCCUAAUUUGUCCACUAUUGUGUAA